This is a messenger RNA of Dioscorea cayenensis subsp. rotundata (Guinea yam), 856 nucleotides long. RefSeq names its product protein HEADING DATE 3A-like. Bases 67 to 597 code for a protein of 176 amino acids. The record is from RefSeq and is a predicted model, not a curated record. NCBI's taxonomy places the organism in Eukaryota, Viridiplantae, Streptophyta, Magnoliopsida, Dioscoreales, Dioscoreaceae. The transcript is spliced from 4 exons.
GCUGCUAGCUAGACAUCAGCCACUACAAGCAGCACAAAUCUUUUUAAAGUGUCAAGAUACAUACCAAUGCGUGGAGAAAGGGAUCCUUUGGUUCUUGGUAGAGUGAUUGGAGAUGUCAUUGAUCCCUUUACAAGAUCAGUGUCUCUUCAAGUCAAAUUUGGUUCUAAGGAUGUCACUAAUGGCAGAGAGUUCAAGCCUUCUCAAGUAGUCAACCAACCCAGGGUUGAAAUAGGCGGCACUGACCUUACCACCUUCUAUACACUUGUGAUGGUUGACCCAGAUGCACCAAGUCCAAGUGAUCCAAAUCUUAGAGAGUACUUACACUGGUUGGUCGCUGACAUCCCAGGAACCACAGGAACAUUGUUUGGGCAAGAAAUUGUGUGCUAUGAAAGCCCAAGGCCAUCACUAGGAAUUCAUCGAUAUGCCUUCAUUCUCUUCCAGCAGUUGGGAAGGCAGACAGUGUAUGCGCCAGGUUGGCGCCAGAACUUCUACACUAGGGACUUUGCCGAGUUGUACAACCUCGGUGCCCCUGUCGCCGCUGUUUACUUUAACUGUCAGCGCGAAUCGGGUUCCGGUGGGAGGAGGAUGUACAACUAAUGUUAUCAAAAUCAAUAGCAAAUUAUACACUAGUAAUUAAUGAAUGAAUCAAAUAUAAUAAGCAUAUGAUAAUGAACAAGAGAGUGUAGCCAUCUUGGCAGAAUGAUCAAUAACUUCAUGCUAUUAAUAAUGGCUAGCAAGUGAUGUAUGAAAUAAACGUGCGAGGAUAUUUCUAAAUAUAUAUGCAUGAUUUUCAUGUUAUUAAUAAUGACUAGCAAGUGAUGUAUGGAUUCCAAGUAUGAUGUAACUUGUGGAUCUG